AUGUCACGCUCUUAUUGCAACACGAUUCACCUCCCAUUUGGUAUGAAGAACCAGCCUCCGCGGCCCUCCGUUAAGCGUCCGUACAAGUCGGCCGCAGCUCUGGUCGUCGUUACCGCCAACGGUCUCGGGUCUGUUGCGGCUCCCAAGGCUGGCUUGCGUACUGUUGUUGAAGUAGACGAGUCCGAUGUCGAGGCGUCCGUGGAGGAGUCAGUCGUGGAGGAGGACUUCCUAGCGGACCUCGACGGCGACUCCAUCACCACAGCCCACGACGCCGAGGCCGUUGUCCCCUUCUCCCACAUCCUCACCCCGCAGAAGAAGAAGAGGAAGAUCACCACCACUCUCACCGCUGUGCCCGCCACCCCUACGGUCUACAAGCCCGUCAAGACCUCCGUGCCCGCCGCUCACCAGCCCGUCAACACCUCUCUGCCCGUGGACACCUUCGCCACCGUCACCGCAGAGCCCACCUUCCUGCACUGGUUCCACGACCCCUCUUCCAUUACCCUCCCCUCCCUCCAGGCUAACUCCUUCCACUACGUCAAAUCCCACCGCGGGGUUUUUGUCGUGGUGGCAGGAGGCGGACUUGAAAUCCAAGGCCCAGGCACGGGUAAGAAGACUGUCGGCAACAAGAAGAAGACUAUCGGCAACAACAAGAAGAAGAAGACUGUCCUGUUUCGUUCUACUUCGGUUCGUUCUACCGAGGAGGAGGAUGCUGGCGAUGAGUGGCAUGGGAUGGAAAGAAAGGGAUACGAUCUACAACGCCCCACCGUCGCCGAGCUCACCCUGCAAGCCAAAGAAGCGCUGGACGUGGCGCACGACGCGCGGCGCGGUUCGCGCUGCUAG
This is a messenger RNA of Zymoseptoria tritici IPO323, 840 nucleotides long. RefSeq lists its product as uncharacterized. The transcript is spliced from 3 exons. Bases 1 to 840 code for a protein of 279 amino acids. The record is from RefSeq and is a predicted model, not a curated record. Lineage: Eukaryota; Fungi; Ascomycota; Dothideomycetes; Mycosphaerellales; Mycosphaerellaceae.